Molecule: messenger RNA, 348 nt
Organism: Acanthisitta chloris (rifleman)
Lineage: Eukaryota; Metazoa; Chordata; Aves; Passeriformes; Acanthisittidae
Product: transcription factor EC-like
Exons: 2
Biological process (GO): regulation of transcription by RNA polymerase II
Cellular component (GO): nucleus
Molecular function (GO): RNA polymerase II cis-regulatory region sequence-specific DNA binding; DNA-binding transcription factor activity, RNA polymerase II-specific
Source: RefSeq, a predicted model, not a curated record
GUACAAACACACUUGGAAAAUCAGUCUAGAUACCACAUACAGCAGAGCCAGAGGCACCAGGUGAAACAGUACCUGACCCUCGAUACCAAGCUGUCCAGCCAGACGCUCUCCCUGUCCCACUCUCACACCAUCCAGCCUGUGGGAGUGACCUCCAUCCUGAGAAACGGACACAUGCCUCCAGUCAGCGAUAUUGGCACCCCAGACAGCCCUGUUACCAAGCUGCUGGCCCUUGGAGGAGAACAUGAAAAUGCGAUGGAAGAGGUGAUUGAAGACAUAAUAAAUAUGGAAUCAAAUUUUAAUGAUGAAGGGAUAGGUUGUUCCGAAACUCCUCUACUAAUGCAAAGAACU